Molecule: messenger RNA, 5521 nt
Organism: Haliotis rufescens (red abalone)
Lineage: Eukaryota; Metazoa; Mollusca; Gastropoda; Lepetellida; Haliotidae
Product: serine/threonine-protein phosphatase 6 regulatory ankyrin repeat subunit C-like
Exons: 4
Coding region: 324-4640 (1438 amino acids)
Molecular function (GO): protein binding
Source: RefSeq, a predicted model, not a curated record
ACAAGGCUAUAAAUAGCUUCUCGGUCUUUCCUCGGGGCCGAGUUUACUGCGUCUCCAGUAUAUCCACCCCAAAGGCCUUGAAAGGGUGACUGGCAGAAUCGCUGGGACACGAACACUUUGAAGAUGAUGAUAAUCAAAUGCGGUUGAUCUAGACGGUCUGAAAGCGAUCAUAAGUCAACUGAACAACUCGUCAAGCUAUCGAAAGUCAACCUAAGAGAAGACGCGCCACCCGGAGACUUGCAACGCCUUCAGCAACAGCAGGUACCCUCCUUCGCGGUCAGCAUGUGAUUGUUUCGCCCAGAACUGCAGAAGAACAGUGAGAAAUGGAAGGAAAUCCGGACUCGCGUGGCUAUCAGAUGACCGGACGCCUCACAGAGGAAGCAGCUGAAUUACUGAGGAGGACUGAACAAGGGAGACAACCUACUGCCACAACUGCAAUACAGCACAACUACAGUGGUCCAGUGUCUCAGGUGGACUUGACCAAUGCUACCAAUGUCUCCAUCUCCGUCGGGGAAGAAGGAGCUAGAGGAUGUCUGUCACAAGAACGUUACUGCCAAAAGCUGGACUUGCUCAAGGAGUAUUUUGUGGACAUCCAUGCCCUCCAGACUGCCCAACAGCUCCUUGAGAAGCAUGGCCAUGUCAGCAUCUGUGGAGCUCCUGGAGAUGGGAAGACCAGCAUUGCUCUGAAGAUCUGUGAGGCAUAUCAACAAAAGGGAUAUGAAACAUUGUUUGUGGAAAACAUUGAACGUUUUGACGUUGAUACAAUUUCUAAACGGCAAUCACACAUGCUGGUUGUUUUUGAUGAUAUGUUUGGUUCUGUCACAUUCAGUUCAAAUUUGGAAAAACUACAUGAAUUGUUCAGUGCCUUGGUUGAUGAUCUUGCUAAAACUGCCGCUGAUACAGAGAGGGAUUCCAAGAAGAAGAAAGAUAAACAAUCAAAAGCUAAGGAACAAUCCAAUGAAGAAACCCCCAUCUACAGACUGAAGCUUGUUUUUACAUCCAGGACAUACAUCUGGAAGGAGGGGUGUUCAAGACUACAUCAGUACAAAGUGGAUCUACUUAAAACAGAAGCUGUGCUUGAUAUGACUAAAGACCAUCUCACGGUUGAAGAAAAGAAACGUAUGUUACGUUCCUUCAAGAGCAAACAUCCUAAAUGUGAUAUCUCUGAAAAGGAUAUUUGUAGCAUCACAGAUUCAAAAAAUAAUAUAUUUGGAUUCCCUCUUAUCAGCAGACUCUUUUUCACUCGUGAAGUCUUCCAGAUGCACAACGUAAAAUUCUUCAAUAAUCCUCUGACCUACCUGAGAGGUGACCUUGACGCUAUUGUCCGGGAAGAAAGCAAUAGAUCGGCAGCCAUCCUCCUCCUCAUCCUCUGUGAUGGAAACCUGAACCUUGUUUCUUUGCAGUCAGGAAAAUCUAGAAAUGUCAAGUUUGAUGCUGUGAAAAACAUAGUUCCUUGUUGUACAAGCAUCGGCGUUGCCAAGGAGAUCACAAACUUUACUGGGGUCUACUGUACAGUCGAGGAUCACAUCGCAUCUUUCUCUCACCCCUCCAUAUACGAUGCUGCAGCCUGUGCUGUAGGACAUCUCAAUAUCGUGUUGCUGCUGGAACACUGCUCCCUGAAAUUCCUGUAUGAAAGAGUGAGGCUGGGUAAGAGUAUACAGUCAUCAGACAUUGAUGAUGUCUCAAACAUGAUCUACAUCACCCCCCAACUACACCAAACAGUAGUGGACAGACUUGUGGAAGGUAUUCGACAAGGAUGCUUCAUUUGGACAGUGAAACAUCCAGCUCUCCGUGAUGAGAGGAUUGCCUCCCUACUAUGGACAGAGAUUAAUGAUAACAUUGUUGAAAUUGUUGAACAAAAGGAUAGGGACUCAGGUGAAUGCUUUUUGUAUUUAGCUUCCCUAUCUGAGAGUUACUUUCUAUUCUCAAAGUCAUUAGAAGUUGUUGGAAGACAGGGUGACACAUCAACUGAACUAUAUGACUGCGUGGUAGGCUGUGUUACUCACGGCAAACUGAAACACCUGGAACACCUCGUUACAGUCAUGAGUCUACAAGCAGGAUUCAAUGUUGAAUUUUCAAUACGCGGGAAAACCCUUCUGAUCAUGGCUGCCAAGUCAGGACAGUCAGAGGUGUUCAACUUCCUCAUCCAUAAGGGUGCUGAUAUUUCAGUGACGGACUGGACAGGAAACACCUGUUUACAUCAUGCCUGUGAAUCAAGAAGUAUGGCGUUGACCAGAAAGGUGGUUGAAAUGUGUCCUGUUUUACUAGAUUCCAUAUCUUUUGUGGGUUUCACACCUGCAAUGCUUUGUGCCAGAGCAGGUCACCUUUUGAUCCUGAAGUUCCUGAAACAAAAAGGAGCCGAUUUAACUCUUACCGACUGGAGCUUGUCAGAUUGUUUGCACUUGGCCAGUGAAAAUGGCAAUCUGUCAACUGUGAGAUUUUUGAUUUCGCUGAAAAUGUUUAAUGUGAACAAGAAGGAAACAUAUUUAAUGCAAACAUCAGCUAUGAAGGCAGCACAAGGUGGACACUAUGAUGUUUAUCAUCUCCUUGUGUCUGAGGGUGCAGAUCUGACACUUACUGAUGAAUACAAGAGAGACUGUCUGAUGUUGGCAUGUGAGAGAGGGAACAUAUCUAUAGUGAAACAUGUUUUGUCAAUGAAAACAUGUGAUAUCAACAGGCGGGGAGGAGAGUGGAAACAAACACCAGUUAUGAUGGCAUUGGAAGGAGAACACUAUGAUGUGUAUCAUCUCCUUGUGUCUGAGGGUGCAGAUCUGACACUUACUGCUCCAUACAACAGAGACUGUCUGAAUUUGGCAUUAUAUGGAGGGAACAUAAAUAUAGUGAAACAUGUCUUGUCAAUGAAAACAUGGGACAUCAACAGGCGGGGAGGAGAGUUGAAACAAACACCAAUUAUGAUGGCAUUGGAAGAAGGACACUAUGAUGUUUAUCAUCUCCUUGUGUCUGAGGGUGCAGAUCUGACACUUACUGAUUACCAAAACAGAGACUGUCUGAUGUUGGCAUGUACGAGAGGGAACAUGAAUAUAGUGAAACAUGUUUUGUCAAUGAAAACAUGUGACAUCAACAGGCGGCAACGAGGGUUGAAACAAACACCAAUUAUGAUGGCAUUGGAAGAAGGACACGAUGAUGUUUAUCAUCUCCUUGUGUCUGAGGGUGCAGAUCUGACACUUACUGAUUCCCAAAACAGAGACUGUCUGAUGUUGGCAUGUAAGAGAGGGAACAUGAAUAUAGUGAAACAUGUCUUGUCAAUGAAAACAUGGGACAUCAACAGGCAGGGAGGAGAGUUGAAACAAACACCAAUUAUGAUGGCAUUGGAAGGAGGACACUAUGAUGUUUAUCAUCUCCUUGUGUCUGAGGGUGCAGAUCUGACACUUACUGAUUACCAAAACAGAGACUGUCUGAUGUUGGCAUGUAAGAGAGGGAACAUGAAUAUAGUGAAACAUGUCUUGUCAAUGAAAACAUGGGACAUCAACAGGCAGGGAGGAAGGUUGAAACAAACAACAAUUAUGAUGGCAUUGGAAGAAGGACACUAUGAUGUUUAUCAUCUCCUUGUUUCUGAGGGUGCAGAUCUGACACUUACUGAUUUAUACGAGAGAGACUGUCUGAUGUUGGCAUGUGUGGGAGGAGACAUAUCUAUAGUGAAACAUGUUUUGUCAAUGAAAAUAUGGGACAUCAACAGGCGGGGAGGAGAGUGGAAACAAACACCAAUUAUGAUGGCACUGGAAGGAGGACACGAUGAUGUUUAUCAUCUCCUUGUGUCUGAGGGUGCAGAUCUGACCCUUACUGAUUACCACAACAGAGACUUUCUGAUGUUGGCAUGUAAGAGAGGGAACAUAAAUAUAGUGAAACAUGUCUUGUCAAUGAAAACAUGUGACAUCAACAGGCGGGGAGGAGGGUGGAAACAAACACCAGUUAUGAUGGCAUUGGAAGGAGGACACGAUGAUGUUUAUCAUCUCCUUGUGUCUGAGGGUGCAGAUCUGACCCUUACUGAUAAAUACAACACAGACUGCCUGAUGUUGGCAUGUGAUCAUGGGAACAUAAAUAUAGUGAAACAUGUUUUGUCAAUGAAAACAUGUGACAUCAACAAGCUGGGAGGAGAGUUGAAACAAACACCAAUUAUGAAGGCAUUUGAAGGAGGACACGAUGAUGUUUGUCAUCUCCUUGUAUCUGAGGGUGCAGAUCUGACCCUUACUGAUUACCACAACAGAGACUUUCUGAUGUUAGCAUGUGCGGGAGGAGAAAUAGAUAUAGUGAAACAUGUCUUGUCAAUGAAAACAUGUGACAUCAACAGGUGGGGAGGAUAUGUGAAACAAACACCAAUUAUGACGGCAAUCGAAGGAGGACACUAUGAUGUUUAUCAUCUCCUUGUAUCUGAGGGUGCAGAUCUGACACUUACUGAUGAAUACAACAGAGACUGUCUGAUGUUGGCUUGUGUGGGAGGAAACAUAUCUAUAGUGAAACAUGUCUUGUCAAUGAAAACAUUGGACAUCAACAGGCGGGGAGGAGAGUUGAAACAAACACCAAUUAUGAUGGCAUUGGCAGGAGGACACGAUGAUGUUUAUCAUCUCCUUGUGUCUGAGGGUGCAGAUCUGACACUUACUGAUGACGACAUCACAGACUAGUAUAUUGUUACCUGUAUUUAUGUAACUUGACACCAAACUCACGAGGGCUGCAUUCAGCUGGCACCUUCCUCCACUAGUGUCUGAGCAAGGUCUGUUCAUGUGAGUGGAGGAAAAGGCAGGACAACGGAACGAUGUUCCUGGUUGAUUCAUCGUUGAGAUUUCACACUGGCAUCGCAACAGAUUCCUUGCCACACCAUGACGAUCGGCCUCGAGAUCACAACCAACAUGCCUGCCAUUUCCCUCAUGGGUGGUGUGCUCUGAUAAUCCUAUCAUCGUUGGCAUCGACCUUUUUAUCACAACAGAACAGUCUUUGCCAGUUGCUGUUCUGCCACUAACAAAUUAUGUGUGUGUACCUGGGUGGUGGUGCUCACUCUGAAUGAGUUAUAGCCACAUAAGUACCACCCACUUAUAACCCCCUAGUAUUCAUUAUAUACAUAUAUACAUGUAUACUUAUUCAUCUAUUAUCACCAUCACUUCAUUCUGUGUUCAUUAUAUGUUGUCCUUGUCUGCAGUUGAAUGUCAGCCAACUAACAUCAACCCUGAUACCCUUUUGCAGCCUCUGUAAUUUCUCCAGCUUCACCUGGACUUCCCCCUAUCUAUUUUUAGAUAUGUCCACCACUUCAUAUGACUGUGAAGCAUCUUGACUUCCUUUAAUACCUGUCAGAUGCUACCUUUCUUCUGAUUGGUCAUUUGGUCCAGUUCUUUAAACUUCCUUUCUCACCCGCCUCUCUGCUCAGGUGAUAAUCUUGGCAUGAUUGUUACUUUGAGUAAAUUCUGAUGCAAACUGUCAGUGUUACAGUGCUUUUAUACCCUUUGGAGAUCAUUCUGCACGUGUAUUGCCUUUUGAUUAUUUAAAGUCAAUUCUUACAUAUUUGAGUUUU